UAACACAUUUUUUCCUUCAGAAUCCUUGAGAAAAUACAUGAGGAAGAAGUGAUUUGACUUUCGGUUAUAUUGGGGGUAGAUGACAUAUUGAGAUACCCAUAUCAUCCAGAAGAAGUCAAAAUGAUGAAAGUGAGCGUAAGAGCAAUUUUGAUUGCAUUAGCAGGUAAUCUAUGGCUGGUGCUUCAUUUUCUGGCCAUUUAUAUUUCUCUGAACAUCAUGUCAUUGGAACGAGAAGACUAUGUUGUUACCGAAAAGCUGAGUCUGCAGAUAUAUGUUGUUGGAGCGGUGAAGGGAAGUUUAUUUUUUUGUGGUCUGGCUCAUUAUCUAGGGAGAAAAAAUUCAAUUAGCUCUACUGGAUUACCGUUAGCAGUUGGAUAUUUACUAUCGUUCACUGAAAAUAUUGGAGUUUUCUGUUGUGGAAGAUUUUUAAUAGGAUUCUCAUGGGGAGGAACUUUGGCCGUUCUACCCAUAUAUUUCGGGGAAAUAGCUACGAAAUCGUCCAGAGGAAUAAUGUUAUCAACAAUAGUAGUCUCGUUUCAGAUUGGCGGAAUCUUAAGUAUGAAUAUAAAUCGAUUUGACAGUCGCAUAAUACUGAAAUGUGUGGUACCCGGACUAGCGGUACUAUUUUCGAUAUUUUUUUUCUUUUUUGGAAUGGAGACACCUCAUUACUACCUGCUCAAAAACGACAAAAUCAUUUCAAAAUCCGCUUUGGAAAAACUUCGCAACACAACACAAAACGAAAUUGAAAAAGAAUUCAAAGGGAUGCAAGGAGAUAUUAUUCAUACAGGAGAAGAAAAAGUGAUGGCUUGUUUCAAAGCAAACGGUUGGGUGAAAUCCGUCUUCGUUCUUUUGUGUCUCAAUUUCCUUCAAAGUCUUUCCGUGGUGAACUUCAUGAGAAUUCUAGCUACUGAAGUUUUCGACAGAGCUGGUUUCAAUAUAACUGUACCACAAAUGUUCAUGAUUGUGGAUGAAUUUAAUCUACAACAAGUCAAAUCCAAAGUAUAUCUCCAAUUUGACACAAAAUAUACUGGACACAACAAUGUCUCACUACGGAGACGAUGGCAAAUAGCGUUGAGACCAACUAAAAAAGCAAAGAAGUUCAGGAAGGAUGUGGAAGAACUCGAGAAACUUUGCACAGGUUAUUUGAGGUUUUCACGAGAAUCAGUUUCAACAGUGCGAGAGUUUUCAUUUUGUAAUAUUGUGUUUACACAAUGAAUCUCAUAUUGCCAAAUUCGAAAUGAAAUGGUGCAUCACUUAUUAUAUAUAACAUCAGUGAAUACCAAUAAAGAAACUUCAUUUGUU
Leptinotarsa decemlineata (Colorado potato beetle) is the source of this 1302-nucleotide messenger RNA. Its product is annotated as facilitated trehalose transporter Tret1. Gene Ontology annotation, molecular function: transmembrane transporter activity. Gene Ontology annotation, cellular component: membrane. Gene Ontology annotation, biological process: transmembrane transport. NCBI's taxonomy places the organism in Eukaryota, Metazoa, Arthropoda, Insecta, Coleoptera, Chrysomelidae. The record is from RefSeq and is a predicted model, not a curated record.